UCGAUAGUUCCGCGGUCACAUUGUGACGUGUAAAAACACGAAAACACUAAAAAAUGGACGGAUUUAUGAUGGACAUUAUCAAGGGCAUGUGCAUCAUGGACAAUGACGGCAACCGCAUUCUGGCCAAAUACUACGACAAAAACAUUCUGUCCACGUUGAAGGAGCAGAAGGCUUUCGAAAAGAAUCUGUUCAACAAGACGCACCGCUCCAACACAGAGAUCAUCAUGCUGGACGGCCUCACCUGUGUAUACAAGAGCAACGUGGAUUUGUUCUUCUAUGUGAUGGGCAGCGCCUACGAGAAUGAGCUCAUUCUGCUGUCGGUGCUGAAUUGUUUGUACGACUCCAUCAGCCUCAUUCUGAAGAAGAAUGUGGAGAAGCGCCUUGUGCUGGAGAAUCUGGAGAUUAUAAUGCUGGCCUUUGAUGAGAUUUGUGAUGGAGGCAUAAUUCUGGAUGCGGAUCCCUCGUCGGUGGUGAAACGCGUCGAUCUGCGCAACGAUGAUAUUCCCAUUGCCGAACAGACCGUUGCUCAGGUACUGCAAUCGGCGCGCGAGCAACUCAAAUGGUCCAUACUGAAGUAGAAGGGUAGCGCUCGCGGGAGGCGGAGGCGCCACUUCCGCAUCGUGUCUGUCGCAAUACAUUCGAUACUUUCCCCCGCUCCAAUUGUUUCCGCCUAGCUGUAAACACAUACCAUAAUACAGAUUUAUACAUAAAUAAUAAUAUAUUUAACUAGAGA
Molecule: messenger RNA, 733 nt
Organism: Drosophila subobscura
Lineage: Eukaryota; Metazoa; Arthropoda; Insecta; Diptera; Drosophilidae
Gene: zetaCOP
Product: coatomer subunit zeta-1
Exons: 4
Coding region: 54-578 (174 amino acids)
Biological process (GO): intracellular protein transport; intra-Golgi vesicle-mediated transport; retrograde vesicle-mediated transport, Golgi to endoplasmic reticulum
Cellular component (GO): COPI vesicle coat
Source: RefSeq, a predicted model, not a curated record